GUUCACACCAACCGUAGUAUGCACACAUAAUUGAUUGCGCAUGUCGUGGCAACAUGUGCCCCCCUUUGAAGGAAAUCGAUUGCUAACAGUAUCCCGUUCUUCAAGUCUGCCUUACAAAGUCUAUUCUGCCGUUCACCUUUUUCUUCGUUUUCUUCAUCAGCUUGCCUCCAAAUCUUGACAUGAUCCUCUGGCGAGCUCUCUGAACUGACGGUGCCAACAAGCUCUCCAUGGUUCCUCCAAGUCCCCGUGUAUCACGGCGCCAUGAGUCUGUUCCGACCCCCACCACCUCCAAACCCCACACCGUUCUCCUUCCCCGUGCCACGGCCUCUUCGACCUGCUGCUCUCCUAAUGAGGUAGUAAUCGCAUUGACUACCACCCUCGUAAUUCCCGACUACACUAGGUAUUAUGACGUGCCUAUCGCUCAGUUCACACCCAGCUACCGAGCCCUUGAUGACGGCUCUCUCGUUGCGCAACCAUUGAUGGAUGACAUCCGUUUCAGCGCGGUUGGAACAUUGAUAGCUGGUAUGCUCAUAACAUUGUUCAUCAGAAACCUUUUCGUGUCAGGUGACUACAUGCGUCGCGCCAAAGUAAAAAACAAAAUUCUAUUCUACACUCUCUUCGUCAGCCAACUUCUCGGUGCCUUCACGCUCGUUCCUAUUUUUAUUUCCGAGUUUGAUUUAACUUCUGACUGCACUUUGUCAAUCAUUGUUUCGUGUAUACUAAUUGGAGUCUCGUUCACUUUGCUGCUUUGUAUCCUCGGAUACAAGGCGUACAAAUGCUUGAACAACUCUCGCUUCGUUGGCGCAGUCUUAUUAUGCUUUUUGGCUUCAGCAAUCACAACAACAAUCAUAGGUCUAGUGCACAUUAAAGGAGAAAGAAACCUUUCUGGAACAUGUUACUUGAGCAAUGAUUUAUGGCCCGUGCGCAUCUAUCUUUUACUACAGUUAUCAGAGGAGCUUUUCAUUUGUGCCUGCUUUCUGUGGGCCGUUUGGAAGUCGCGAGGUUCACCCCUCGCUCGUGGCAGAAUAUCCAUACGACUGUCCAUGGAUGAUUCCGCUGAAUUGGAUAAUUCUAAUCCAGAUACAUCGCGUCGCGGAUGGUGGGAUUAUGUCCCCAAGACGGAAGAAGUGGUCUCCCCUCCGGCUGCCGACCGCAGCCGUAACUUCGUUCGUUCAUUCUACACGAAAAUUAAAAGCAUUGUAUCAGAUUCCCAGCCUCCUAUUCUCACUUGUCCUGCACGAAAACCAUCUAUAUCUGGCGAUUACCCCAUACCCCAACCCGCUCGUCCUUCUGCGGUUGCCAUCUCGGAGGCAUCACCUGUACGACCGUCAAACGAUGAUUCAGAGAGGUUCCCAAGCCAUUCCAACAGAAUCUCUCCCGUUCCAUCGUCUUACAGCCGACUGAGCCGUUAUAUGCCCAGGAUGGAGUUGUUCCGGGAGGUAAUGAAGGACGAGCUCUGUUUCACAACGGUCAUUACCGCUGUCUGCGUAGUUGUUGCGGUUCUGUCUGUCAUCGGUAGCAACGUUGACCAUGGCCCGAUGGCCUGGAUAUCCGUCAAUUGGGCAGUCAUCUCGCUGUUAACUAUUCAUAGCUUUGGAAGAGUGGUUCGGCGACACGAAAGAGACGCUCUGAUACAAGGUCCGAGGAUCUGGAAAACCCCAGGUGAUGGAAACCGUCCGGGAGCGGUGCGGAGACCAUUGUCUCCGCGUAUGAGCUACACAUCCCAUCGGCGUACCCGGAGAUUUGCAGAUUCUGAUGACCAAGGAAGUCUGUACAGCGAAACGCGGGGGUUGAAUCGAUCGAGGAGCUCCUGGAAUUCAGGCCUCACGGUUUCAUCAAUGGCCUCCCUACCGUCUCCUCCAGUGUUGGUCGAGUCCUUUUACCAGGAAGCACCCCCUCAGGGGUCUUCCGUGACCUUGCCAUCGCCAACAGUCGGUGAUUUUCCGACAUCGGGUCGAACAACUCCCGUUCUCGCUCACGAGAGCUCAGAAGCUCUUAUACAGGGUUUCAAAUUCAGCUGAGGAGGUGCCUGUUCUGAUAGCCAAGGAGUUUAUGUGCAGGAUGAUAAAUGGGCGUCACAGGCAUUGUAUAUAGUAACCUUCAUUUAUCUUGCAUUCGGUUGAUGAAUUAUAUUGUUGUACUGUAAUUUUUUACUCGAUCACCAUUAUACAUCUGAUCGAUGAUUGGCC
Molecule: messenger RNA, 2189 nt
Organism: Guyanagaster necrorhizus
Lineage: Eukaryota; Fungi; Basidiomycota; Agaricomycetes; Agaricales; Physalacriaceae
Exons: 7
Coding region: 228-2021 (597 amino acids)
Source: RefSeq, a predicted model, not a curated record